GCUCAGAAAUCACUUUGGUCGAACCCUUCUUCUCUAUUGAGAGGAGAGAGCAGAGAGCAAAGAUCGACUGAUUUCACCGAAAUAACAAUUGACCAAAGCUAUAUAUAUAUACACGAAUCGAACGCAGAGAGAAUUUGAGGAAAACAGUAUUCAUUUCUUUGAUUUUUAUGCAGAGAACAGAUCAACCCUAGAAUCUAGAAUUCGAUUGGCGCUGUUAAUUGGCCGCCAUGGAUUUGCGCUUUCCGUUCUCGCCGGCGGAGGUCGCCAAGGUCCGGCUGGUCCAGUUCGGCAUACUGAGCCCCGAUGAAAUCCGGCAAAUGUCAGUGGUGCAUAUUGAGCACAGUGAGACGACGGAGAGAGGAAAGCCGAAGCCCGGUGGUCUGAGCGACCAGAGGCUUGGGACCAUUGACCGGAAGCUCAAGUGCGAGACUUGUAUGGCAAACAUGGCGGAGUGCCCUGGGCACUUUGGUCACCUCGAGCUUGCUAAGCCAAUGUUUCAUAUUGGAUUCAUGAAAACUGUGCUUAGUAUUCUUCGUUGCGUCUGCUUCAAUUGCUCCAAAAUACUAGCAGAUGAGGACGAACCCAAAUUCAAACAAGCAAUGAGGAUACGAAAUCCUAAGAACAAGCUAAAAAAGAUUUUGGAUGCAUGCAAAAACAAAACGAAAUGUGAAGGAGGGGACGAAAUAAAUUUACAAGGGCAAGAUUCUGAAGAACCUGUAAAGAAGCCUAAGGGUGGUUGUGGAGCUCAACAGCCCAAAAUUAGCAUAGAUGGUAUGAAAAUGGUUGCUGAAUAUAAACUCCAAAAGAAGAAGAAUGAUGAUCCGGAACAGAUGCCUGAGCCAGUUGAACGGAAACAACAACUUACUGCAGAAAAGGUUCUCAGCAUUCUGAAGCGGAUAAGUGAUGAAGACUGUCAAUUGUUAGGGCUGAACCCCAAAUAUGCUCGUCCAGACUGGAUGAUUCUUCAAGUACUUCCCAUACCCCCGCCACCAGUUAGGCCUUCUGUAAUGAUGGAUACAUCAUCCCGGAGUGAGGAUGAUUUGACUCAUCAGCUAGCUAUGGUUAUUCGGCAUAAUGAGAACUUAAAGAGGCAGGAACGGAAUGGGGCGCCUGCACACAUCAUAUCUGAGUUUGCACAGUUAUUGCAGUUUCAUAUUGCUACUUAUUUUGAUAAUGAACUUCCUGGUCAACCAAGGGCUACUCAAAGAUCUGGUAGACCUAUCAAAUCAAUAUGUAGCAGAUUAAAAGCAAAAGAGGGUCGAAUCAGAGGUAACUUGAUGGGUAAACGUGUGGAUUUUUCUGCUCGGACUGUGAUCACUCCUGAUCCAACUAUUAACAUUGAUCAAUUGGGAGUCCCAUGGAGUAUUGCUCUGAAUCUCACUUAUCCAGAAACUGUGACACCGUAUAACAUUGAGAGGUUGAAGGAACUUGUUGAAUAUGGUCCUCAUCCCCCACCUGGUAAAACUGGGGCCAAGUAUAUAAUCAGAGAUGACGGACAAAGGCUUGAUCUCCGUUACUUGAAGAAGAGCAGUGAUCAACACCUUGAGCUUGGAUAUAAGGUGGAGCGGCACUUGAAUGAUGGAGAUUUUGUUCUGUUCAACCGGCAACCUAGUCUGCAUAAGAUGUCUAUAAUGGGACAUAGGAUAAAAAUCAUGCCAUACUCAACUUUUCGUUUGAAUUUGUCUGUCACCUCACCUUACAAUGCUGAUUUUGAUGGUGAUGAGAUGAACAUGCAUGUUCCGCAGUCAUUUGAAACUAGAGCGGAAGUACUGGAACUCAUGAUGGUCCCCAAGUGCAUUGUGUCGCCCCAGGCAAAUCGACCUGUUAUGGGAAUUGUCCAGGACACUCUUCUAGGUUGUCGCAAAGUUACUAAAAGAGACACUUUCAUUGAGAAGGAUGUUUUUAUGAACAUAUUGAUGUGGUGGGAGGAUUUUGAUGGAAAGGUUCCUGCUCCAGCAAUUUUGAAACCCAGGCCACUUUGGACAGGGAAACAAGUUUUUAAUCUUAUCAUACCAAAACAGAUAAAUCUCUUGAGAUAUUCUGCUUGGCAUUCAGAUGCAGAAACAGGGUACAUUACUCCGGGGGACACUCAAGUUAGAAUAGAAAAAGGGGAGUUGCUUUCUGGAACUCUUUGCAAGAAGAGUCUUGGGACAUCCAGUGGAGGUCUAAUACAUGUUAUCUGGGAAGAGGUAGGACCUGAUGCAGCUCGCAAAUUUUUGGGACAUACUCAGUGGCUGGUUAACUAUUGGCUCUUGCAACAAGGUUUUAGUAUUGGAAUAGGGGAUACAAUUGCUGAUUCUAGAACCAUGGAAAAUAUCAAUAUAACUAUCUCAGAUGCAAAGAACAAAGUCAAAGAACUUAUCGAUGUUUAUCAAGAUAAACAGUUAGAGGCUGAACCUGGUCGAACGAUGGCUGAAACAUUUGAGAAUAGAGUAAAUCAGGUUUUGAAUAAGGCUCGUGAUGAUGCUGGAACUUUUGCUGAGAAGAGUUUAGCAGAGAGCAAUAAUCUUAAAGCUAUGGUUACUGCUGGAUCAAAAGGAAGUUUUAUCAACAUUUCACAAAUGACUGCCUGUGUGGGGCAGCAGAACGUUGAAGGGAAGCGAAUUCCCUUUGGGUUCAUAGGAAGGACGCUGCCUCAUUUUACCAAGGAUGACAAUGGUCCAGAAAGUCGUGGCUUUGUCGAGAACUCUUAUUUACGAGGACUGACUCCACAGGAGUUCUUUUUCCAUGCUAUGGGAGGUAGAGAAGGUCUGAUUGAUACUGCUGUGAAAACUUCUGAGACUGGAUACAUCCAGAGGCGACUUGUAAAGGCCAUGGAAGAUAUCAUGGUCAAAUAUGAUGGUACUGUGAGGAACUCUUUAGGAGAUGUUAUACAGUUUCUUUAUGGGGAAGAUGGUAUGGAUGCAGUUUGGAUUGAAUCACAAAAGCUUGAGUCCUUGAAAGUGAAGAAAUCAACUUUUGAGAACAUGUACAAAUAUGAGAUUGAUGAUCCAAACUGGAAUCCAAAUUACAUGAUCCCAGAUGCUAUUGAUGAUUUGAGAACAAUACGGGAGAUCCGCAGCGUCUUUGAUGCUGAGGUUCAGAAGCUUGAAUCUGAUAGAUUGCAACUUGGAACAGAGAUUGCUGUUAAUGGUGAUAACAGUUGGCCACUCCCUGUUAACAUUCAGAGGAUGGUCUUAAAUGCUCAAAAGACUUUUAGGAUUGACUUCCGAAGGCCAUCUGACAUGCAUCCUAUGGAGAUUGUGGAAGCUGUUGACAAGUUACAGGAAAGGCUUAAGGUUGUUCAUGGUGAUGACUAUCUCAGCAUAGAAGCUCAAAAAAAUGCUACACUUUUCUUCAAUAUUUUGCUUCGUAGUGCCUUGGCCAGUAAAAGGGUUCUAAAGGAGUACAGGCUUACUAGGGAAGCUUUUGAUUGGGUUAUAGGGGAAAUCGAAUCCCGCUUUUUACAAUCACUUGUAGCACCUGGAGAAAUGAUUGGUUGUGUUGCUGCACAGUCCAUAGGUGAGCCUGCCACACAAAUGACUCUUAAUACAUUCCAUUAUGCUGGUGUCAGUGCCAAGAAUGUUACUUUAGGUGUACCAAGGUUGAGGGAGAUCAUUAAUGUGGCAAAGAAAAUUAAAACCCCAUCGCUUUCUGUGUACUUGAAGCCAGAAGUGGCUAAAACAAAAGAAAGAGCUAAAACUGUGCAGUGUGCUCUGGAGUAUACCACCUUGAGGAGUGUAACACAAGCUACAGAAGUGUGGUAUGAUCCAGAUCCUAUGAGCACACUCAUUCCGGAAGAUGUUGAGUUUGUUAAGUCCUAUUAUGAAAUGCCAGAUGAAGAUAUUGACCCUGAUAAGAUCUCUCCUUGGUUGCUUCGCAUUGAGUUGAAUCGUGAAAUGAUGGUAGACAAGAAGCUUAGCAUGGCUGAUAUUGCAGAAAAGGUCAACCUUGAAUUUGAUGAUGACCUGACCUGCAUCUUUAAUGAUGAUAAUGCUGAGAAACUGAUUCUUCGUAUUCGCAUCAUGAAUGAUGAAGCUCCCAAGGGUGAACUGACUGAUGAAUCUGCUGAGGAUGAUGUUUUCCUCAAGAAGAUAGAGAGUAACAUGUUAACUGAGAUGGCUCUCCGCGGCAUCCCUGACAUAAACAAAGUGUUCAUUAAGAAUACAAAAGUACAAAAGUUUGAUAUGAAUGAAGGGUUUAAAGCGGAGACUGAAUGGAUGUUGGACACAGAGGGUGUGAACCUUCUAGCUGUUAUGUGUCAUGAAGAUGUUGAUGCUAAGAGAACCACAAGUAAUCACUUGAUAGAAGUGAUUGAGAUUCUUGGAAUUGAAGCAGUUCGCAAGUCAUUGCUCGAUGAAUUGCGUGCCGUCAUAUCUUUUGAUGGUUCUUAUGUGAAUUAUAGACAUUUAGCCAUUUUGUGUGACACCAUGACCUAUCGUGGUCAUUUGAUGGCAAUUACUCGUCAUGGAAUCAAUCGCAAUGAUACUGGGCCCAUGAUGAGAUGCUCAUUUGAAGAAACUGUAGACAUUCUUCUUGAUGCUGCUGUGUACGCUGAAGCAGAUUAUUUGAGGGGUGUUACUGAAAACAUUAUGUUGGGUCAGCUUGCACCAAUAGGCACCGGUGACUGUGCUUUGUACCUCAAUGAGGAGAUGUUGAAACAAGCUAUAGAAAUCCCACUGCCUAGUUACAUGGACGGUGGUCUUGAAUUUGGCAUGACACCUGCUCGUUCUCCAAUCAGUGGAACCCCCUACCAUCAUGAUGGUCUUAUGUCUCCAAUGCUGAGCCCUAAUCUCCGGAUGUCACCCUCUUCGGAUGCUCAGUUUUCUCCUUAUGUUACUGGAAUGGCUUUCUCACCCACUUCAUCCCCUGGAUAUAGUCCAUCAUCGCCUGGAUACAGUCCAUCUUCACCUGGAUACAGCCCCACGUCUCCAGGAUACAGCCCCACAUCCCCCGGGUACAGCCCCACUUCCCCAGGAUACAGCCCCACUUCACCCACCUAUAGUCCUAGUUCCCCUGGUUACAGCCCCACUAGUCCUGCAUAUUCUCCAACCAGUCCGUCAUAUUCACCCACUUCUCCAAGCUACAGUCCUACGUCACCAAGUUACAGCCCUACAUCUCCUAGUUACAGCCCAACCUCUCCUGCAUACAGCCCAACCUCUCCUGCCUAUAGCCCAACAUCUCCAUCUUACAGCCCAACAUCACCGUCCUACAGCCCCACCUCUCCAUCUUACAGCCCAACCUCACCAUCAUAUAGCCCAACGUCACCUUCAUAUAGUCCAACAUCACCAUCCUACAGUCCAACAUCACCAGCGUACAGUCCCACCUCUCCUGGGUACAGUCCCACAUCACCGAGCUACAGCCCAACAUCCCCAUCAUAUAGUCCCACCUCACCGAGCUACAAUCCUUCAGCGAGAUACAGUCCAUCAAUUGCGUACUCGCCUACCAGUCCCAAGAUUUCUCCUUCUAGUCCUUACAGCCCUUCUUCCCCAAGUUACAGUCCUACAUCACCAUCAUACUCACCGACAUCUCCAAAUUAUUCACCUUCAAGCCCAACAUAUAGUCCAAGCAGCCCAUACAACUCUGCUGCAAGUCCGGACUACAGCCCUAGUUCUCCUCCGUACAGUCCAAGCGCAGGUUACUCUCCCAGUGCACCUGGGUAUUCACCGUCUUCUACAAGCCAAUAUACGCCUCACAUGAGUGACAAGGACGACAAGAGCGUGAAAGACGACAAGAGCAAACGCUAGACACCACAGAAUGAUGAUCGAACUUGCAGACUGCAACUUUUGCUAAUGAUGGCUGCUGAUAUUCUGACCUCGUCGUCGUAGCUUAUACUGUCAUCUACUACUACUACCUAUGAACUGUGGUGUGGGAAAGGAAGCUUUGGAGCAUUGGUUAUGGAGAAGGAAACUACUGGGGAGGAGGGGUUUGGAGUUUCCAAUGGCGGCUUCGUCAUCGGUCAUGUAUUAUCAAUGUUUCUCUUGCUUGAGUGGAACUGUGAUUCUGAAGCAUCAUAUUGUAAGAUGAAGUGCAAUGUCUUUUUCAAGCUUCACCUAGUGGAUAAUGUGAAGGACUUAUCCAGUAUCUGUUGUAACUGUAAACAUAAGUUUUCUGCGGUAGGGAAACACACUACAUUGGUUCAUCGUUUGAACGCUGAUUAUAUGGGCAUA
Messenger RNA from Ipomoea nil (Japanese morning glory), 6149 nucleotides. RefSeq names its product DNA-directed RNA polymerase II subunit 1. Gene Ontology annotation, molecular function: DNA binding. Bases 228 to 5726 code for a protein of 1832 amino acids. Gene Ontology annotation, cellular component: RNA polymerase II, core complex. Gene Ontology annotation, biological process: transcription by RNA polymerase II. The record is from RefSeq and is a predicted model, not a curated record. NCBI's taxonomy places the organism in Eukaryota, Viridiplantae, Streptophyta, Magnoliopsida, Solanales, Convolvulaceae. The transcript is spliced from 14 exons.